CCUCCCACUUCCCUUCCUUGUGGGCCCCGCACUCUCCCUCUGCCUCACCUCCCGCCACCGGUGGCUCCGUCGCCGCCGUCGCAGCUAGGGCACGGGCUCCCCGGCGACCGGAAAUCCCUGGCCGCCGGUGAGUUCCCUCUAGCGUGCCACUCCCGCGCUGCCCGUGCUUGUUCUUGUCCUCCUGCUCCUGCCCUCAUCCCGGAUUCACCUCGCAGGCCUCGUCGAGCACCUCGUCGGCAGUUAGGUCGUCACACCCUCUUCCAGGCUUCCGACAUCAUCGAACAUCCCCUUUUUUCUGACGGCGCCACCGAAGACAUUUGCAGGUCUUCUUCCGCCGUCAGACCUCACCUCGAAUUCUGCGCUACUUGUCGUCGAUGCCACUCCUCUCGACUGCCAUUGGAGGUGCAGAUCCAUCCGGACUUGGAUUGAUCUCCUCUUCUGUGGGACCUGGCAUGCCAUAGGCUCUGUUUGCAUCUGAGAAAAGUAAACUGAUCCAAGGUGUUCAUAUACUUUUGAGAUAGUUUAGAAAAGGGCCUGAAAGCCUUGUGUUGAUAACAUUCGGUGUGAAGGGUAUUGAUUCUAGGAACCAAUUCGGUAAUAAGUACGAUGGAGUGCGACAGAGAAGAGGCCUUGAAGGCCAGGGAAAUUGCUCUUAAGAAAUUGGAAAACAGAGACUUCGUUGGUGCUAAAAGAAUUGCCCUUAAAGCACAAAGAAUUUUUCCAGAGGUUGAGAACAUAUCCCAGGUGUUAACUGUCUGCGAAGUGCAUUGUGCAGCAGAAGCAAAGAUAAAUGGAGUGUUGGACUUCUAUGGAAUUCUCCAAGUGGAGGCAACAGCGGAUGAGACAACCAUAAAAAAGCAUUAUCGUAAGCUUGUCCUAUCACUUCACCCUGAUAAAAACAGUUAUGCUGGCGCAGAAUCUGCUUUCAAAUUAGUUUCAGAAGCAUACUCAACAUUGUCCGAUCGAGCAAAACGAUAUGCAUAUGAUAUCAAAUGGAGGGUUACUUAUACAAGUGCACCAAAGCAGGCUACACGGCCAACACAGGCUGCAGCAGCAACACAGGGUACACAACCGAAUCUGGCUACACAACCAAAACAGGCUGCAAAACCAAAACAGGCUACACAACCAAAGCAGGCUACACAAUCAAAGAAGGCUACAGAAAUGAAACAGGCCACACAGCCAAUGCAGGAUACAGAACCAAAGCAGACCAGUCAACCAAAGCAAGGUACAGAGCCAAAGCAGACCAAUCAACCAAAGCAGACUACAAGACCAAUGAAGACUACAGAGCCGAUUAAGAAAAAUGAUGCAAACAGAAGUAGUGUGGCAGGAUAUGGACCAUCAGAUCCAUCGCCGACUGAUGCGUUGACAUUCUGGACCAUAUGCAUCCACUGUAAAACAAAAUAUAAGUACUUCGGUGACAUACUGAAUCGUUGCAUCCGCUGUCAGAACUGCAGCGAAAAUUUUGUUGCAUAUGAGUUAAAUAAACAGGAUGCGCCUUCCGUAUUCUCAUCAAAAGCAGCCAAUGGCGCUGGACAACAGGGCAGUGUUCCCACCCAACAAGGCUCUUCUAGAAUCUUCUCUUCUGGAGAGAACAAACAGGCAAGAUCCGAGAUGAAAGGAGCAAAACAUGAUGAACAAACGAAGAAUGCAAAACCAGGUGAUGAGGGGAUGGUUAAUCAUACAGAGACAAGUGGAAAAGUGGGAGCUGAAUUUUGCACAAGGGAUCCGUCUAAAGCUUCUGUACCUAAUGCAGCUAAUGCAGAUGCUAAGGCAGGUGGAAAGAUGACAUCUGACACUGCCGAACCAGAUGUUGGUGACAGGCAAAACCUAGGCAGUGGGGUGGAUACAUCAGCAGAGCCAGGUGCCACAGGGAUCCCUAGUCAACGCAGAUCUUCUAGGAGAAAGGAAUGUGUUGAUGCCAACAACAUCCUGAAUUCUCCAAGGAAAAUGAGGCGGACACUGGAAGAUUGGUUCUCAAAUGCUGCCUCCGGUUCUGAAAAAAUGUUUGAUGAUAAUGUUGCCCGUGCUGAUGGACAGGCUAGAGAACCUCAUGUCUCCAGCGAAACAAACAACCAAGGGAAGGGAAGUGCCAUCAAUGAAGGCAAUCAAAGAAACAACAAACAAGAAGUUACUCGUGAUACAACUGCUGAGAAGCCUUGCAAUUCUAGGAACUUUUCAUACCCUGACCCAGAAUUUUUUGACUUUGAUAAGCACAGGGAUGUCAAUCUGUUUGCAGUUGAUCAGAUAUGGGCACUUUAUGAUGACCUUGAUGGCAUGCCAAGAUAUUAUGCUAGAAUCAGACAUCUUGAUACUACCAACUUCAGAGUUCAGUUCACUUGGCUAGAGCAUGAUGCAGCGAAUGAGGAAGAGGGCAAAUGGACUGAUAAUGAAUUGCCUGUUGUUUGUGGGAAUUUUUUGUUAGGAAAAACAGAGGUGUCACAAAAUCCCCUCAUGUUUUCUCACAUUGUUUCAUGGGCGAAAGGCAGAAAAAGGGGUUCUUAUGGAAUAUAUCCCCGUAAGGGUGAGGUAUGGGCUGUUUAUAGGGGUUGGAGUAUGAAGUGGAUUUCAGAUGCAGAUAAUCAUAGAUCCUAUGAAUACGAAGUUGUGGAGAUCCUUUCAGCCUUCACAAUGGAAGCUGGUGUUGCUGUUAUCCCUUUGGUCAAGGUUGAAGGUUUUGUGAGUCUGUUUGCAAAACUAAAGGACAAAUCAUCAUUUAUUAUACCGUCAAGUGAACUACUUCGAUUUUCCCACAGUAUCCCAUUUUUCAGAACAAAGGGAAAUGAGAAGGUUGGUGUUCCAUGUGGAUUUCUUGAACUAGAUACCGCGUCGCUUCCUAGUAACCUGGACAUAGCAUUUCCAUCAGUUACUCUUGAUUCUUGCAUGCUUAUCAGCAAAACAAUGAACAGUGGGUUUGUUGAUUUGACUGGCUCACCUGGUAUACGUGGUCUUGGAAAUGAACAAAGUUCUCAAAAGGAAAAUCAGCGAAAUGGAGGAAAGCAGAAAAAUCAAUCUCUUGAAACUCCAACUCAGCAGAAUAGUGCACGUUGUGCUAGUGUGUCUGGUUAUUCCUCUCAGUCAUUCUGUCCCUCCCCCAGUAUUUUUACAUAUCCAGACACAGUAUUCUAUAACUUUGAAGAAGGCCGAUUGUAUAAUAAGUUCGCACGAGGCCAGAUAUGGGCUCUUUACAGUGAUUUUGAUAAACUUCCCAAGUACUACGGUUGGGUUACCAAAGUUGAUAUAGAUCCAUUCGUAGUGCAUUUGACUUGGCUCGAAGCUUGCCCUCAACUGGAGCAGGAGAAGAUGUGGUUAGAGCAGGACGUACCUGUGAGCUGUGGGACAUUUAAAAUCUGUAACUGGAGGAUGAAGUACGACACAAAUGAUGCAUUCUCUCAUUUAGUAGAAACAACCCAAGUUGGUUGCAAACGGCACUUCGAGAUUCACCCACAAGUAGGGGAGAUUUGGGCCAUGUACAACAACUGGUCACCUGACUGGGUUCCUUCCAGCAAGGAUGCUUGUGAAUAUGCCAUUGGUGAGAUUACUGAACGCACUGAAGCUAGCACGAAAGUCUUAUUUCUCACUCAAGUAGAAGGUUACAGAACUGUGUUCAGGCCAGACAAUGAAAAGAGUAUUCUGGAGGUACCUACAAAAGACUACAUACGGUUUUCUCACCGUAUACCUUCUUCCUGUCUGACAAAGGAAAAAGGUGGCCAUCUUUGUGGCUUCUGGGAGCUGGAUCCAGCUUCUAUUCCUGAUCCUUUCCUGUCCGGGGCCACCCACUGACUUGCAGAGGUUGAAGUCGACUGUUCUGAAGAAACUAAGACUAAAUUACUUCCCAUUACUUUGAGUGGUGAUCUGUUUAAUUGUAUGCUCUUCUGGGUGUUCGUACCCCACACAAUUGCGGUUAGAGCCAAACCUUGCUAUAUAUUCCCAGUUCAUAGGCCUCAGUACUCUUUUAUUUUCUACAGAGCUUAAAAUUGUAUCUAGUGUUGGUAUUUGGUAUGUGAUGCUUGUGAUACUGUCAUCACUCCCUUCGGAA
This is a messenger RNA of Phragmites australis (common reed), 4036 nucleotides long. RefSeq lists its product as uncharacterized. NCBI's taxonomy places the organism in Eukaryota, Viridiplantae, Streptophyta, Magnoliopsida, Poales, Poaceae. The record is from RefSeq and is a predicted model, not a curated record. The transcript is spliced from 2 exons. Bases 607 to 3780 code for a protein of 1057 amino acids.